AUGUUGUUCUCUGCAGCACUCCUCGCGUCUGUCGUUGCAUCCGUUUCGGCCCAUGCGACUUUCCAAGAGAUGUGGGUCAAUGGCGUAGACCAAGGCAACUUCUGUGUGCGAACGCCUGCGUCAAACUCGCCCGUCACGGAUGUGACCAGCACUGACAUUGCUUGCAAUGCGGGUGCUUCUUCAAGCCCUAACCUCUGCACAGUUAACCCUGGUGAUGAGAUCACCGUUGAGAUGCACCAGCAGCCCGGAGACCGUUCAUGUGCAAACGAGGCUAUUGGCGGAGCUCACUAUGGUCCGAUGAUCAUGUAUCUGGCACAGGUAGAUGAUGCAACGACCGCUGUCGGCUCCGAUGCCGGGUGGUUCAAGGUUGACGAGGAUGGUCUUGCGUCCAACAAUCCUGACUAUUGGGCAAAUGAAGUUCUCAAUGACAACUGUGGUCACUGGACGUUCACAAUACCGUCUGAUAUCGCUCCAGGCAACUAUCUGCUCCGUGCUGAAACUAUUGCGCUGCACACUGCAAGCAGCACUGGAGGUGCACAGUUCUACAUGUCAUGCUUCCAGCUCAACGUCGGUGGGUCCGGAUCGGCGUCGCCUUCAACCGUCAAAUUCCCUGGCGCGUACUCUGCAUCAGACCCAGGUAUUCUUAUCAACAUCUACCAGAGCCUCACUGCCUACACCGUGCCUGGACCGACUCCUUAUGCGACAACGUCCCCUCUUCCGGCUUCGACUGCGUACCCCACCACUGCUACAUGGAAUACUGCUCUGCAACCGUCGACUGUCCCGGCUUCUCCGGUGUCCACUGCUAUUGCUCAGGCUUGA
Messenger RNA from Fomitiporia mediterranea MF3/22, 819 nucleotides. RefSeq names its product glycoside hydrolase family 61 protein. The coding region runs from base 1 to 819 and encodes 272 amino acids. The transcript has 10 exons. NCBI's taxonomy places the organism in Eukaryota, Fungi, Basidiomycota, Agaricomycetes, Hymenochaetales, Hymenochaetaceae. The record is from RefSeq and is a predicted model, not a curated record.